GUCAAUAUCUAUGAUCGGUCACACCUCCUUCGUCGAUUAAGAGUAGAUACAAGUGCCAGACACGUAGGAUGGAAAUUUUUCAAUCUAGCCUAUGCUGAUGCAAGUACAUACGAUUCAGAACGAAAAGGAUACUCUUCAUCAUCUAUUUCUGGAUUGAUUCGUUAAGUGUGCGCCUUGAAGUUAGCAAGGAAUAAAUCAAAAAAUGGGUUUCACACGAAGGCGGAAGAACAAAGAAAGCGCGUUGCUAGGCGAGUCUGGCGCAGACGAAGAGAGUCACGGGAGUGCGGUCGCAGCCUCCUUGCCGAAGAAGACAUCAGUUUCUCCAGCGACCGCGCACCUGAUUGGGCUUGGGACGCUGGUGUGCGCCGCGCUGUUUGCGGCACGGUGGCUCCUACUCUGAAGAGUUGUGACUCGAGAGGAGAGCAGUGGAAUGAUCACAGAAGGGUCCAACGGUGCUGGUGGGGUGUAAGAAACAUGAUGAUAAUUCAAAUGCUGAAUGUGAAGACAGUUUCUACUUCAUCGAAGAUGUUGAUGCAACAACAGAGUCUUGUGAAUAUGCCAGUUUUAUUUGUGGAAGCGAACGAUUUGAAAAAGCGAAGAACAAGUGUUAUAACUC
Messenger RNA from Amoebophrya sp. A25, 616 nucleotides. The record is from the annotation of a GenBank genome assembly. NCBI's taxonomy places the organism in Eukaryota, Dinophyceae, Syndiniales, Amoebophryaceae.